Molecule: messenger RNA, 1512 nt
Organism: Penaeus vannamei (Pacific white shrimp)
Lineage: Eukaryota; Metazoa; Arthropoda; Malacostraca; Decapoda; Penaeidae
Source: RefSeq, a predicted model, not a curated record
GAGUUCGUCGUGCGACAACAGAGGAGGCGACGCAACGGGCUCGUCGCGCCCACAGCCAGGCCACCUCGAGUCCCCGACGACGAGGGAGACGACGAGUGGACGCCCGAGAAGGAGAGAUCUAGCAGGUAUGCGAUCAAAAGUGGAAGCGUGGGCGGUGGAAGAAGAGGCGGUCUUAAGAGGAAGGCAGAGUGGAGUGCUCCAGCUUGGACCGGAAGGAGUGAGAACUACGAUGAUGCGCCGCUCAGUGUAGACCAAGUAGAUGUUAUACCGUUAUGGACUCCAGCCAAGUUGGUGGCAGGUGCAAAGGGCACUGUCAAGAUAAUGCCAACAACAGCCGACAGGUCAAGUGGAGAUUCCGCUGCGGAAAAUGUUAAGCCAGAGGACAAGGGGGUCUUUUCAGUUCCCAUGUCACAGUUGGCAACAGAUACAGAGAUGGUAACAGUGAAAGAGCUUCCAGCUGAGAGUGAAACACUUGGUGUAGGAUCAGAUGAAGAAGGUCGGGGAAACAGCUGUUUUUCGGGAGAGAAGUCCAAGACGCGGUACCCACGACGUCGUAGCAGAAGGAAGCUGUUUUAUGAAGAAAGCAUUACUAAAGAUGACGAUUUUAUUUAUUGCGCAGACUGUGAAGAAGAGAAAGAGGGAGAGUGUCCGUACCAUCCAUUGUUCCUUAUUCUAGAUAACCCCGUUGUUCGAGACGGCAGCGAGAAAGAUCGUGCUCGCCUCACAACCCCUUGGCCCCUCACUGUCUGCGACUCGAAAGUGAAGGGGGCAGGAAAAGGCGUGUGGACCAAUGCUCAUCUCCCAGCCCAUCUUGUGUUUGGUCCGUAUGAGGGCCGUGUCCUAUCUGGCCAUCCGGAAGCCGGUAAAGAAUCUGGCUAUGGCUGGAAGAUUCGAGGUACUGGAACAAGGAAUACGUGCAUUGAUGCUGUAGACAGUGCAGUUAGUAACUGGAUGCGUUACGUCAACUGUUCAAGAACUGAAGCUGAGACCAACCUAUCUACAUUUCAGUACAAGGGGCAGAUCUACUACAAGACGGACUCUGCAAUUAGCAGGGGGAGCGAGUUGAUGUGCUGGUACGGAGACGAUUACGGGAAGGAUCUGGGUCUGUCAAGAGAGCCGUCCAAGUGGAAACCAGCGAAGAAAGAUGUAAAAGAUCGGCAGUGCGAAUGGUGUGGCUUAGUCUACAGCUCGAAAGAUUAUCUAACGCGUCAUCUAAAAGUGUGCAGAAAGCGUGUUCACACUUACACGCCGCCAAUUUGCUCCACGCGAGGAACCAGCAGUAGUGGCUCAACCAAGCAGUGUUUGCGAGAAGAGGCGCCGCAAUUCCCGGAAAAGGCGUCUCAUGAGACACUGCGUUCGCCAGCAUCCGAUGAAUAUAAUACUGAGUGUUCAGUUUGUGAUUACAAGUGUGAAUGUUCUGAUAUCCCAAAUCAACAUGUGUUAAUACACAGUGGAAAAAAACUGUUGGAGUGUUCUGAGAGUAGGAAAAGAUUUGCAGACAGUAUAAGCUGA